Messenger RNA from Aspergillus oryzae RIB40, 981 nucleotides. RefSeq names its product putative G-patch DNA repair protein (Drt111). The transcript is spliced from 3 exons. Gene Ontology annotation, biological process: mRNA cis splicing, via spliceosome. NCBI's taxonomy places the organism in Eukaryota, Fungi, Ascomycota, Eurotiomycetes, Eurotiales, Aspergillaceae. The record is from RefSeq and is a predicted model, not a curated record. Gene Ontology annotation, molecular function: RNA binding. The coding region runs from base 1 to 981 and encodes 326 amino acids. Gene Ontology annotation, cellular component: precatalytic spliceosome.
AUGCCACCUGCACCGCCUGCACAUUCUCCUGCUCCCCCUGCUGACAUACCAGAUGCUGCUUCGGGGGAGGAGGCAUUUGCCCGGCGUGCGCAACUGCAUACAAACCCAGCCGAUACGGCUAUGGCCGACUAUACACCACCACCUCCCGCAGAGGCAUCCUCAGCGCCUGUUCCAGAUGACCCUACGGGUCAAGACGCUUAUCUGCGUCGCCUUCAGAUGUCAGCUGGACCUCAGCCUGUAGCAGAACCUGCGCCGCCACCACAACCACGGCCGCUAGAAGCGCUGCAACCUGCCUCUGCGACCAUUUCUCGCGCGCCCGUCCGCUAUACUUUACCUCCACCACCGGCAGAUAUACCUGCAUCAGAAGCAGAGCUUGAGGAAGUCUUCGCUAAGGAGCAACCAGUGGAAGGUGAGGGUGAAGGUGAAGCGGAGGGUCAGCGAUCACUUCGGCCCGGGCAGAAGGGAUUUGCUCAGCGUCUGCUUGAAAAGUAUGGUUGGACAAAAGGCUCUGGUUUGGGCGCGACGGGAACGGGUAUCGUCAACCCACUGCAGGUCAAGGUUGAGAAACAGAAAAAGCGGCCAGACUCAGAGGGUGGUGGCUUCGCCACGCCCGCUGGUAGGGGUAAAAUCAUUGGUGGUGCGAGGAAGAAAGAAGACGAAGGGAAGUUUGGUCAGAUGAGCGAAGUCGUUAUCUUGAAGGGCAUGUUAGACGGCAUGGACGUGGAGGCCGAACUAGAAGGCGAUCAGGACGGGGGCUUGAUGCAAGAGAUUGGGGAUGAGUGUUCUGAGAAGUAUGGAAAUGUCGAACGUGUCUUCAUUGCCCGCGGCUCUGCCCCUCCAGUUCCGGUAUUUGUCAAAUUCACCAAUCAGCUAUCUGCACUAAGAGCUGUCAAUGCCCUGGAGGGCCGAAUAUUCAACGGAAAUCCUAUCACAGCUCGGUUCUUUGACACACAGAAAUUUGAGCAAGGAAUAUAUGAAUGA